UGUCUGGAAAUAAAGAGUAACUUCUAAGCUUUAAUAUCAAUUAAUACAACUCAUACACAUCCCAUCAUAAUUUGUUUAGACACUCGCCAACGUGUCGACCGAUCUACUAGCACCGCCAACUCUCACAUGGCAGGCAUCAUGGGUUGUAUUAUUAUACACUCUAAAACAGCUUCAAUACGACGCUAUGUAUUUGCGUUUUGAUGUGAUUCCACUUUUUCCUAUAUAAAUAAUUCCUUCGCUUUCCUCCUUUUACAUUUUCUUUACACUGAACCAUCACUCCGAGAGUGCGCUUCACACAACAAACAAACAAACAAACAAAAAAUGGCUAGGCAAUUUGCCAUUGUUGCGAUCUGCAUCGUCCUCAUCGCCGGCGUCGGAGGCCAAGCUCCGUCGUCACCACCAACCACCACACCAGCACCACCCACUACAACAACUCCACCACCAGCAGCGACUCCUCCUCCUGUCUCAGCUCCUCCACCAGUCACAACUUCUCCUCCUCCAGCCACUCCUCCUCCGGUCGCAACUCCUCCUCCAGUCGCAACUCCUCCCCCCGUCGCAACUCCUCCUCCAGCAACUCCCCCUCCCGUCGCAUCUCCUCCUCCAGCAACUCCUCCACCCGUCGCAACUCCUCCUCCAGCAACGCCUCCUCCAGCUCCUCUUGCAUCUCCUCCAGCUCAGGUUCCAGCUCUUGCUCCUACUAAGCCAGACGCUCCUACUGUAUCUCCGUCGUCUAGCCCUCCUUCCCCAGCGACUGAUGGUCCUGGACCAAGCACCAGUGAGCUCUCUCCAGGACCUUCCACAGGUCCCAAUGACCAGAGUGGAGCAAGCAAGACGGUUUCAAGCUUGGUACUUGGAUCUGUUCUCGUUUGGUUUAUGAUCUAAGCGCGGGAGACUUUCGCUCGGUGUUCCUUUGCAUUUAUUUUCAUGUUGAUGUUUGUUUGUUCCAUUGUUAUUAUACUUUCGGAACCGUAUUCUUUUGGAUUAUUAUCUUUUGGAGAGGAUAUUAUUGAGAGUUGAGAUGGAGAUAUCAGGAUAUUUCGUUUGGAGAUAAUUUGUGGCUUUCCUUCUCAUUCUAUUUGAUUAUUAGUGUACUACAUUGCUUUC
Molecule: messenger RNA, 1104 nt
Organism: Raphanus sativus (radish)
Lineage: Eukaryota; Viridiplantae; Streptophyta; Magnoliopsida; Brassicales; Brassicaceae
Product: classical arabinogalactan protein 9-like
Exons: 2
Coding region: 322-882 (186 amino acids)
Cellular component (GO): plasma membrane
Source: RefSeq, a predicted model, not a curated record